This is a messenger RNA of Wasmannia auropunctata (little fire ant), 3289 nucleotides long. RefSeq names its product proton-coupled amino acid transporter 1-like. The record is from RefSeq and is a predicted model, not a curated record. Gene Ontology annotation, biological process: amino acid transmembrane transport. The coding region runs from base 1065 to 2471 and encodes 468 amino acids. The transcript has 10 exons. Gene Ontology annotation, cellular component: vacuolar membrane. NCBI's taxonomy places the organism in Eukaryota, Metazoa, Arthropoda, Insecta, Hymenoptera, Formicidae. Gene Ontology annotation, molecular function: amino acid transmembrane transporter activity.
AUUUCAUCUCGGCGAGCAAAGCAACAAUCGGGAAAAAUAAGAAAACGGAUAUCUAUAAUAGCAUCUCUUAUCUAUGAUAAAGAGCGAUUUUUUUUAUUGUUUCUCUUUUUUUUUAGUAGAAAAAGCACGCAAAAAUUAAAGUUCAAUGCUGUUACAAUAAUUUAUAAAUGUAAAGGAAUAUUUGUAACUCUCGGCUGCGAUGUACUAUAAUAAUCGGCAAUGGAAACAUGUGCUCCUCUUAAUAGACCUGGAGUCUCUCCCCGUCACAGUCGCUAUUAUUGCGCUUUAGAGUAUCAUAUGAACCCGUCGCAUAAAUCUCCAUGUCUCGUGCACGCCACCCACAUACAUACGUGCAUACCGAAUAAUUAUUUCCUAUCUUUUUCUCGUAAUACAGCACUGUUCUCCAUAUUAAAAAUCUUAUAUUAAUGUUAUAUAACAGAAGCUUACCGCUAUUUUUUAAUAUCGCUGUUAUUAAAAAGGACGUUGCACUCUUACUAGAGAUUUACUGUAGAGAUUUUCCGUUAAAUCAUUGAGAUAUUAUCUAUUAAUAAGCCAUUAAUUAGUCUAAAUGAACGUGGAUUGCCGAAACAGAUCUGCCGCUGGGAGUGAAAAUUUAAAUCGCGCAAAGUUGAUCGGCAAAAAUCGGUCGCGCGAUUCUCGCGUUUUUUCCCGAAUUUCGGAAUCUCGGUGCAAUAGCACGCGGCGCGAAAUCACGCGGUGCCUAAAUCUUCGCUUAGUCGGCGUGCUCUUACGGGAUGCCGUUUUAACUCGCUGCAUCACGUGACGAACUGUAUGCUGAAUGCGUACACCGCGAUAGAAAUUGAUGUGGUGCGGGGCAGUCGCGAGACAUCCUCGGUCGGUCGCUGACGCAUUAGCGCCCGCGGGACAAUCGUUUCCUCAGAGUCGGUUUUACAUCCGAGGGUUGUAGUCGCGUUUUACGGAUGCAUUUAACCCGGUGUAAAGAACUGCAAACGGAGGAAAUUACAAUCUAUGCCAGUGAUUGCUGAAAGUUGAUUGGGACUAUAUAAUAGCGACACGAACGAAUCAAAAGAAAUUGUGUGACCAUGGAGAACUCGGAGAAAGAAUGUUUACGGAUGGAACCGAUUGACUCUCAAAGUCCUCAUAAGAAGAACAAUGAACAAGUCAUCGGAGAUGGUGUAAAUAAUACUGAAAGUGCAUUAUCUCCAAGCGAAGAUAUGACGGAUUAUGAUCCUCAUAAGCAUCGGAACAGACCAAAUCCAACUUCAAAUUUCGAAACCUUAGUUCAUCUGCUGAAGGGCAGUUUGGGCACGGGGAUUUUAGCGAUGCCGAACGCAUUUUACAAUAGUGGCCUCCUGGUUGGCGUCAUAGCUACAAUUAUCAUAGGCAUAUUGUGCACGUACUGCUUGCAUAUACUCGUAAAGGCGCAGUACAAACUGUGUAAACGGUUAAGAGUUCCUAUAUUGAGUUAUCCGCUUAGCAUGAAAUAUGCUCUGGAGGGAGGUCCUCGAUGCGUGCGAUGGUUUUCGCCCUUUGCACCAGCACUCGUAGACGGGUUUAUGAUAGUAUAUCAAUUGGGAAUUUGCUGCGUUUAUAUCGUUUUUGUAGCAUCAAAUAUCAAACAGGUGACAGACCAGUAUUGGGCACCUUUGGAUAUUUCGACCCAUAUGCUCAUUUUGUUGCUUCCGCUGAUUUUGAUAAACUACAUUAGAAAUCUGAAGUUACUGGCGCCGUUUUCCACGCUAGCAAAUCUUAUUACGUUCGUCGGACUCAGCAUGACUCUAGUGUAUAUGUUCAAAGAUCUACCGCCGAUCAGCGAGAGGGAGAUGUUUGGUUCAUUAAGAAAUUUUUCCCUCUAUUUUGGAACGACGUUAUUUGCGUUAGAAGCCGUCGGUGUGAUUAUAGCUCUGGAGAACAAUAUGACGACGCCGAAAAGUUUUGGAGGCUAUUGUGGUGUACUGAAUAUAGGGAUGAUUGUGAUUGUUAUCUUAUACAUAGCCAUGGGCUUUUUCGGGUACAUAAAGUACGGAUCCGAGGCCGCGGGGAGUGUUACUUUUAAUCUGCCGCCAGAUGAAGCUAUGGCUCAAAGUAUUAAAAUAAUGUUUGCCAUCGCCAUAUUCAUAACAUACGCCCUGCAAGCCUACGUGCCCGUUGAAAUUUUGUGGACCACCUAUUUGGAUCAUCGAAUACGAAACCGCAAACUUUUGUGGGAAUACGUUUGUAGAACCGUUAUUACCCUAGUCACGUUCGUUCUGGCGAUCGCUAUACCGAGACUCGGCCUAUUUAUCUCCCUCUUCGGCGCGCUCUGCCUAUCCGCCCUCGGUAUCGCUUUCCCGGCGAUUAUCGAGAUAUGCGUGCUGUGGCCGGACAACGAUUUCGGUCCCCUCAAGUACAUACUAAUCAAGAACAUCCUCCUGAUCAUAUUCGGACUGCUGGGUCUCGUGGUGGGGACCUACGUCAGCCUCGUGGACAUAGUGAACUCCUUCAAGUGAACGCAAUCAAACGCUCCCGAAUAUUUUUCCGAAGCAGAGAGACAUACGCGGGACGAGAGCACCUUUGGGAACGAGCCCUGACGAUAACAGUGUCAGGAAGCAAAUCGGGCUCUCGAGCUCGUCCCUCUCACUUCUUUUUUUCGGUCUCUCUGUCCUUCUUUCACCGCCAUGAAUUUACUUAGAUUUUUACGUAGAUAAUAAACGAAGAAAUAGGCGCGAUAGCUUGUCGAAGAGCAUUCGAAAUCUCGCGACAACAACCCCCCGAUCGCAAACGAAUCGGGCGGUUCGAUCUGUGAUGAAAUCUCUCCUAAGCAUCGAUAAUGUACUGGAAAACGUCAUCUCGCGCCGGUCGUUGUUAAAGAUUUUUAUUACCCACUUUAGAGAGAUACAUGUUCUUAUGCGUUCAACUCGAAUACGUACACAUACGAUGUAUGCGUACGCGUGUACGCAUACAUUGCAUGUACACUGUGCGUACGACUGUAGUCCACUGGUAUGCAUAAAAAUGUCAAAAGCGGGUUUUAUAUAUAUAUAUAUAUAUAUAUAUAUAUAAUACCAUUAGUAUAUACGAAUAUCGAAUAGAUAUUCGCGAACAAUUCUCCAAUUAGACAACUAUUCGUAAAAUAUUUGCGCUUAAGCUUUUCAUCUCGGUGACACGAGUACUUAGAAAUACGACUGGCAUUCAUCUCUAUUUUUUUUGUAAGGUGGAUGUUGCAAUAAUCGAUACUCGAGCGACGUAAAUUCUUAAGGAAUUGAUAAAUUUAAAUAACGUACUUUGUAUUCAAAUUUUAUAAUAUUUUAUUAUAUAUCAAUAAUUUCAA